Messenger RNA from Symbiodinium sp. CCMP2456, 4350 nucleotides. NCBI's taxonomy places the organism in Eukaryota, Dinophyceae, Suessiales, Symbiodiniaceae. The record is from the annotation of a GenBank genome assembly.
AUGGAUAUCUUCUUAGGGAAGAAUGCCGGUGCGACCCUGCAAAAAAGGAUGGAAAGUUUGAGGAAUGUCGGCUGGAUUAUCUCCAAGGACAUCGACGACAUCCAACUGGACUAUGCUUUCACCACCGUGGUGCAGAUCAAAGAGAUGACAACCAAGAAGCACGGAACUGUUUCGAUGGUGGACCUGCGCCUCUCCAACGACAUUGAGAACGUCCCCUUGGACAGACGACCGGUUACUACAGCAGAAGAGUUGCCCUUUGAUGCUACAGCCUUUGGCUUGCCGGUCAAGAAGGGUGAAGUGUACAUGCUAUGCGGAGCCAAGAUCUUGCUGAACCUGCAAAGGGAAAGAUCAAUCAGAUUCCCCCCCAUCACGGAGUCCACUGCAUCUAUCGUCCUCCCGGCCAAGGCUGAUGCUAUUGUCUCUAUGAUGGAGAUUUUUUCUGGUGGUUUUGGUGCGUGGACUAUGGCAAGUACAAAGCUUCCAAUGACAAGCAUCCUACGGAUUGACAAUGAUGGUAUGGCCGUGGCAUCCACGUUGUUGAAUGAUGCCGAUGCAGUAUUGCACAACAUGGAUGAAGACCAGGAGACCUUUUCGCUCUUCUGGGGAGAGGCUGUUGACCUCAGAUGGGUCAGGGCCAUCCAUGGGAAAAACGUCGAGGUGGCAUGUGCAUCCCCGCCCUCUGACGGCUACAAAGCUGCUGGUGACUCAGAAGGUCUCAAGAAUGGCAAGGCAUCGAUUGCUUGGAUGCAGCUCUUCAUCGUGGCUAGACUGACACAGCGACGAGUCUUUGUCAUUGAGACCCUCCCUGGACUCGCGAGGCAUGAUGAUCUGCAAGUGAUUAUCAGGAUUAUGAGGUGGGCUGGGUAUACUACAACAUGGUAUGGCUUUUUGGACUCCAGCUGCUUUGUGCCUAUUGAGAGAAAGCGCUUUUUCUUGAUAUGCUGGAACACUGCAGACACGGACUCCCUCAUGAAGCCCUUCCAGAUGAUGAAAUUUGGCCCUCGAGAGCCAAAGCAGUGCCUCUCAGCAAUCUGGCACAUGAUGCCGGGGGAGCUCCUCUCUACGGUGAAGCUCCGACCCAUGGACAUCACCAAGGUGACCAGCCGAGAGCUUCUGCCGAAGUACCAGCAGAACAUACCAGGGUCACCUCUGCACAUCAGGAUCAUCAACCAGGCCAAGCCAGCGCCACCUUUGCUUGGCAACUACAGGCACAUCUUGGACACACCAUGGGUGACACUCAAGAAGAGAGGCCUCAACUUGCCGUUGGUUUUCCAAGGUGCAGAAGUCAGAAUGAUUUCCAGAUGGGAGCUACUCAGGCUCUUCGGCCUCCCUGCAACUACAAUUCUGCCGGACAACGAGGAUGAUGCGCAUAUUCUCCUUGGACAAGCCCUCACACCUGCGCAAGCAAUCGUGGUCCUUGCCUCCGUGGUUGGUCACAGAGCAGAGGACCCCAUGGACAACGACACCAUGCUCAGGUAUCUGGAUGCAGGACUGCAGGAGCUCGAGACAACCUGGUGCCCAUUCAGCAACAUGAGACCAUUCUGCAUGUCUGGAUGGUCAAUGCUGGUGCGAACCACAGUGGAAACUACGCCUACGGACCUGGACCAGCUUCGUACAAGACUGCAGGCCAGCCACAUCCAGCUCAAGGGCCGUACGGCAAGACGCAAGGAAGAGGAGCCAGACCCCAGGGAGUACAAGCUCUUCAUGACUGGCAAUGGUUAUUCUACGAUUGUCCUGGAUGACAGCGACUCGGUCACCACAGUCAAUGCCAAAAUUGCUGAGUUCAUGCUCCUCCCGGAGAACAAGGUGGCAGUCACCAAACUGUCGCACCCAACCAGGGAGACCCAGAACUGGAUCCUGGCAGGCGAGAUCCCAGAUGCCUGGUACGAGAAGGUGUUGAUUUUAGUGGACCCGGCAGUCCCGGCAGCAUACUGGAUGUCCCACAACAUCGACAAGCGGGACCUCAGCGAGACCUAUGCCGACCACCACAAAGCAUUGCCGGACAUUGUCACCUUGAAUGAUGAAGAGGUCAUGGGUUGGCCAAUCUCCUUGGUAUCGGGCGACGUGAUCAGGCUACGCUGGGAUGGACACUCCUCGGAUGAGGCAUGGAAGGAGUUGGAUGUUUUCAAGAAGCUUGACGAGGAUUUCCAGGCUCCACCAGACACUCCUCAAGAUGAACGUCCUGAAAGCAGUGAAGGAGGCAACACAGAAGACCCGGAGGAUGCAAGCGACGACCCGCCGCCUCCAACUGGUGCGCUACACGACGGCGAUGCUGAGGGACAUUCCACCACAGCUGCUACCGAAACGGUGCCACCCACUGUCCCCUACGAGGUCACACUCUCGGCCACGGACACGCCCACGCAGUUGGACUAUGCUCCCACAAACCGCCAUGCAACCAAGAGGCGAUGCACGGAUGAAACCAGGGAACUUGCGAGACUGGAGGCCGCGGUGGAGACGGCUACUGUCAACUAUGCCUCCAUCCAGAGCAAUCCCCCCAUGGCGAACGCAGUCUACAUGUCCUUCCAGAACCAGGUCAUCUCCUUUGCCAAGGACGACCCACGACCACUGGAAAGAAUAGCAGAGGAUGAAUGGGGAGUACAGUCGCACAUGAUCUAUUUCACACUUGGAACCAAGGUGCUGGGAAAACAGACAAUGGCACACCAACUCCCCAUUGGUGCUACAGUCAUUCUACGUGGUCGACUUCGUGGAGGAACAGGCCAAGCGGUCCAGAAACUCCGGGCGAUGCUGUCCUCCAAGGGCGUUCCAGACGAGAACCUGGACAGCAGAAUCCAAGAGAUUCGCAGUCAUAUUGGUGAUGCUGGAAUAAAAGAAGCUUACAGCUCCUGGGACCCCUGGACAAACCUCAAAGCCAAGAUGCCGACAAGACUUGUAAAAGAGGCUGAAGUCAAGGCGAAACCCAGAGCCAAGUCGGUCCAGUCUGAGGACCAGGUGGACCCCAUGCAACUGCACGACCCUUGGGGCCAGGCCCUCAAGGAGCGCGGAAUGUGGAAGUUGGAGACUUCUUUCUUUAAAAUGGAGGAUGGAUCCCCACCGCCCUCACUGGACAAGAUCACGCAUGGGGCCAGAGGUAUUGCCUUCAUCAAUGAACGAGAAGCAGAGGUGUUGACACAGAGCCAGGAGGUUAUGUCAGACCAUGAACUUGCGGCAUUGGUUGUUGCUGCCAAGAUCCAGAACCCGGGGAAGUUCUCCAUCAAGGACAUUGAGACGCCAUGCAGAAGCAAGGACAAUGACCGUAUUCUGGUUCGAGCACAGCUGCUCAACUUGGGAGCAAAGAUGAUUACACUACAAGAUGAAGGCAGUGUCCUGACAGUGGAUGAGAUCGAUGCCGUGGUUGUUGCUUGUGAAGCUAUCAAUGAGGAGAUGGAGGGAAAUGGUCGAGCACUUGAUCCUGACUACAAGGUCAUUUGGUUCAAUGAACUCCAGCUCUCCGACCUCAUCAUGAAGGCCAAUAUGGAGCAGCAAGCCUACGGCAUUGUGCGAAACAAGAGUGGCCACGGAAUCAGGGUGAGGUCUUCGGACUUUACAAAGAUGAAGCAGAAGUGGCAGCCUGCGUGGAAGCCUCUGGAAAAUACACCGUAUAACCUGCAGGUGAAGAUGCACUACGAGCUCCAAAAUAUGCCCCUCUGUUGUACGAAAGCUGAAGUCCAGAGGUUUCUCAGUCAGAUCAACUGGGAAGCCCUGGCGUUGAAGCAAAUCAAACCCAGGACAUGGCUCAUUGGUGCUGCAAACGGACCGGACAAACGGGUCCACCUGGCCGCUCACGGGACAGUGCUUAUUGCUGAGAAACUGUCCAAAGGAGGUGGCAAAGGCAAGUCUGACGGCAAGGGCGCGACUGGGAAAGGUCGUCCAUGGUGGGUGGCAGGUGCAUCGACUACACCGGCGGCACUACUCCAGAAGCAAACGAUCCAGACACAGCCACAGAUGACAAUGGACAUGGAUGCCAACGAGCUUGAGGACAAGAUCCAAAAGAAGAUGGACCAGAUGCACCAGGAGUCCAUGGCAUCGACCCGCCUCCUCAGGCAGGACUUCCUCAGCUUCCAGAAAGAGGUCAUUGCCAAACAGAAGGAGCAAGACAAGAUCAAUGAGACGGUGGCGACCAACGUCCAAUCCAUCACCACCUCCCUCUCGGCGGAGCUCACCCAGCAUGUCCAGAACAUCACCUCGGCUAUCACAGCCCAGAGGACGGAGUUUGCCCAAGAUCUAAGAAGUUCUCAGAUCUCCCUCAAGGAAGAACUUAUGGGAGAGAUGAGGACCCAGAUGGGAGCAAUGAGGAAGAGGACACCCAGCCCCUCGAAUAAGGAAGACGAGGCCAAGAAGGCCAAGCAGUGA